This is a messenger RNA of Episyrphus balteatus (marmalade hoverfly), 3310 nucleotides long. RefSeq names its product muscarinic acetylcholine receptor gar-2 (gene mAChR-B). Gene Ontology annotation, biological process: adenylate cyclase-activating adrenergic receptor signaling pathway. The record is from RefSeq and is a predicted model, not a curated record. Gene Ontology annotation, molecular function: G protein-coupled receptor activity. NCBI's taxonomy places the organism in Eukaryota, Metazoa, Arthropoda, Insecta, Diptera, Syrphidae. The transcript is spliced from 4 exons. Bases 424 to 3108 code for a protein of 894 amino acids. Gene Ontology annotation, cellular component: membrane.
CUUAGUUCCACGAGCUAAACAUUAAGAGAUAUCAACUUACACGUACUUACUUACACAUCAUCAUAUUCGAUUACCUACGUUUACAUAUCUAACUGUAACCACUUAUCAAAUGGAUGAAAACAUAUCUUACGGGGUUGUUGUUGUUGUUGGAACGAAUUACGAAGGAUUCAAUUUUCAUAAUAAUUCGAAAACGAUUUAGGGGUGCCGAAAAGCGAAAAAAAUAGGAAGAAGAACCAGAAUAUCACGGUGGAACGAAAACGAAACGGUGGAAUGAUGUAGCUGUGUUGGCUUAAGGUUGGGUUGUUUUCUUUUUUCUAGAGCUUGAGAGGAGAAAGCACACAUAGAAUUGAAUAUAAUAAUUCUAUAGAAAACGAAAUAGAAGAAGAAGAUAUUAACAUCCUGCUAUUUGGUCUGGCCUAAGUCAUGGAUCAUCGAUAUGCCGAUAUAAGCGGCAUUGAAAGCUCCGAAGGAUAUAUUAAUUCGACAUUGGAUGCCAAUAACAGAACUAAUCCGAUAUUUUCAAUCAAACCUGACUUUAUAACGCAGUGGAGAAUCCAAAAAGAACAAGAAAACAUUUGCAAAUCCUUAUACCAGCGCAUUGUCAAACACACCGAAUGUCAAAACUAUUUAGCCCUAUAUCGUUCAUUAUUCGAGAAUGCAAAUGAAAUACCAGGUUGGAGCAAUUCCGACAGUGACGAUAAUACACUCUAUGACAAUAAAUCAGCAAAUGCAACUUCGGCGGUGACAGGAAAAAAUACAUCAUCUGACGAUGAUGGACCUGCAUUGGUAUUGCCACCAUUUGAUUUGUGGCAGACAAUAGUGAUUGCCGUGUGCCUGGCGAUAUGCAUUAUCCUCACAGUGGGUGGAAAUAUUUUGGUCCUGUUGGCAUUUAUAGUUGACCGCAGUAUACGACAGCCGAGUAAUUAUUUUAUUGCAUCUUUGGCAGCAACGGAUAUGCUUAUUGGAACGGUGUCCAUGCCCUUUUACACUGUCUAUGUUCUGAUGGGUUACUGGGAUCUAGGACCAUUGUUAUGUGACCUUUGGCUCUCUGUCGACUACACCGUUUGUCUAGUCUCACAAUACACAGUCCUAUUGAUCACAAUCGAUCGGUUUUGUUCAGUGAAAAUUGCCGCAAAAUAUCGCAGCUGGCGAACUAAAAACCGCGUCAUUUUCAUGGUCACAAUAACAUGGAUCAUUCCAGCGUUACUAUUUUUCAUUUCAAUUUUCGGCUGGGAACACUUUACCGGCAAACGUGACCUCCUGCCCGGUCAAUGUGCCGUACAAUUCCUUAAAGAUCCCGUCUUCAAUACUGCCCUCAUUAUUGGCUACUAUUGGACGACUUUGGUCGUCUUAUUUAUCUUAUACGGGGGCAUUUAUAAAACUGCCUAUGAAAUGCAAAAACGCAGUGAAGCCAAGCAACGAAAGAUGCAGUCAAUGGUGGCCUUGAGUGCAGGUGCCAUGACCGGCAUGGCCGGUCGUGCUGCAGGUAUUGGCAUCACUGACGGCUGUGCCGGUCAAAAAUCUGGCAACACUGCUGCUGCUUCAAUUAUGCCCACAUCCAAUCAAACAUCAUCGACUUCUUCAGAUCCAAAAGAGGCUCCACCUGUUGCUCGAAAAGAGUCUACUCACGCCGAAUUGCAACAUGCAAAUGAGCUUGAGAAGACCGAAGAUAAGACGAAACGAGAUGUUGCCGAAGCCGAAAAAAGUGAACGCUCCAGCAGUCCGGCCUUCGACUCCGAUGACGAAAGCUCGGUAAAUCAGAUUCAAGCUUCAAAUCAACAACAGCAACAACAACAAUUGGCAAUGUUGCGAAAGCGUUCCUCAAUCGGUCUUGUAUUUGGCGCCCAGGCAGCUCUUCUUGCCACCCGGAGUAAAGGUAACGUAAUUUCCAAUCCUCUACCCGAGGAGAUCCGUUUGAAAUCCGAUGCUGAAAUUCUUUCCUACAUCCCAGAGAAUUUGCACGGCGAUGACAAUAAAAACUCUCCACUCUCCCCCGUCGACAUUGAUCCUAUCGAAGUGCCCAAGGAACAGGUAAUUCCAUGUCUUGUCCAGGCUAUCCUACCCCCACCCGAAGGCUUUCAAUGUCAUUCACCUUUAUCCGAAAGCUCUGAUAAGCAAUUAGGAAGUGCUACCAGUGAUCUUACAGCUACUUACUAUGACGUCAUGAAGAGCAUGGACGGUGCUGAUUUACGGUACAUGGAUGAAAGCUCCAUAAUUCUCCCUUCGCCGAACCAAGAGAGUCUCUCAACAUCCUACAGCUUCCCCCCACACAAGAUUCCACCCGUUAAUGCAGCUGCCCAAGCCAAUCAAACGGUCACCAAUCCAACACUCUUACAAAAGGCUCUAAUCCGAGCGGCUGCCCAAAGCCAGAAUGCACCCGCUACCCAUCAUCAAAAUCAGAACCCCAAAUCCCAGUCCCAGCUUAUCGAAGUUGAAACUAAUAAAAAUAACGAUUUAUCUUCACAUCCAGGAUCUAGCAAGGACAUUAAUGUCAAGAUCUUGGAAAAUGUCCAAGAGGUCCCCACGACGACAAUGACAAUGACAACGGUCACAACAACCCUGGUCUCUCAGGCAUCUGCAACGAAGCCCCAGCCGGUUGUAACCACCACCAAUAAAAUAGACUGCAAUACCGACAAGGAACCAUCUAAAGCUGCGCCAAGUACGAGUUCCGGUUCGACGUCAAUCGGUGGAGGCAAACCCACACAAACCGAUGACUCGUCACCAGCCACUGGCGGCAUUCAAUCUAGCCGAACUUCAAGCAAGAGAGAUUUCAUACGCUCCAUUGGCCAACAUUUAAAAGGUCGAAAGAAAAUUCCACUUAGCAUUCGACGGCAAAAGUCGAAAUCGGAGAAUCGAGCACGCAAAGCCUUCCGCACAAUUUCAUUCAUUCUCGGAGCAUUUGUGGCGUGUUGGACACCAUAUCAUGUGUUAGCCCUGGUUGAGGGCUUUUGCUCCAAUCCACCUUGCACAAAUGAGCACCUUUACAUGUUCUCGUACUUUUUAUGCUACGCAAAUAGCCCGAUGAAUCCAUUUUGUUAUGCUCUAGCUAAUCAGCAAUUUAAGAAAACCUUUACAAGAAUUCUUAAAGGUGACCUUCAUAUGACGUAAACACAAAACACACACAUACACACAUUAAAAAAAAAAAACAACACAUAUCUAAAUUAAAAAUUACAAAAAAUAGUUAAACUUACAAUUUUUUUUGGAAAAAAAAUAAUAAUCAAGUCAAUUGUCAAUUUGAAAAAUUAAAUAAAAAUAAAAAAACAAAUUAAAUUAUUAAAUAUAAAAAAUUAUAUAUACAAAAAAAAAAACA